UCGCUGUAAUCUCUAUCCUUCUCUUUCAUUCUCAUCCCAAUCCUCAUUCUUUGUUUCUUCUUUCUUCGAUUCAAUAUUUCUGCGGCCGACAACAGACCAACUGCUACACAAUCAUUAAUUUAGUUUAUCCAAAAUCGAGAACCUGGUCAAGCCAAGAUAUCGCCUUCUUUUCUCUUCUUUUCUUUUUGGUAUCAUGGAAGAGGUUCCGUUUCUGCUGAGUUUUCCCGUGCCUGUGAAAGCAACAGCUCUCUGAAUCCUCAAAAUCUGAACUCGGAUUUGGGUGUUAGAACUUUUCAUGUCGUUUGUUGUGGCCCGAACAGGGCGACACCGACAGCGUUACGAAGACAACUUUCGACUUGUGUCUGGCACUUAGUGCUCUGCUACAGGAAGCACUGAAUUGCAGUCCAGUUCUUUAAGAGGAUCAUAAAAUUCAAACUUUUUCAAGACUUAAGGAUAAUACGAAGCAGAGUAAGUAACUGGGGGAUGUGAUUACAAAAUUCAAACAUUUUCAAGACUCAGAUAACAUGAAGCAGAGUAAGUAACAGGGGGUGUCAUACCUGUAUAUGGGACUAUGGAUUGUAAGUAAUAUUUCUUCCACGUCAAUUUCUUCAAGUCGUUAAAAUAUUUUUAGUGAUUGAAUGUUAAAUUCAACCAAACUGCUAUUAGUAGCUGCUGGAAAAAAAUUUCCCGAGCAAAACGCAAGAUUUCCCUCUUUAUCAGGCCUGAUGGAUAACAUUUUUUUUUUUAACUUGAAAAAUCUCGUUGAUCCACGACAAGAGGACAAAAAGCGUGUACAGGAUUUGUUGACGAAAGAACCAAGUGUUUUUUUUUUUUUUUUGGGACAAGGACGAAGUAAACCAAGCGUUGCCAAAUUUUGACAAAUUUCAUUCCCCCUCCACGUUUCCUCAUUUUACCAUCCAUAGAACUAUUUGGGCAAGAAAAUAGUCAUUACAUCAUAUGAUCAGAAUCAAGGUACACAAUUUUGAACAAUUCAUAGAGCAAGGAGUUGGACCUCUCAUCUCAAGUCUUGCAUACCGUCAUAACUUGGUGGUGAAGUUUCAAGGACCAUCAUUUGCAUUUGAUGAUCUUAUCAACCAUAUGGUUCAUUCAAUCGUUACCCAUAGAUUCCAUACAACAGGUGUAUUCCCUACAGAUGGAGGAAGGACAUCAAUGAUCAAAAGGGGCAUACAGAGCACACAAUAGAAGUUCUUAUGGUUACUUCACCAAAACGUGAUGAUCUAGUAUUUCCAAAGGGAGGUUGGGAGGAUGAUGAGACUGUCCUAGAAGCUGCUUGUCGUGAAGCGUUAGAGGAAGCAGGGGUGAAAGGAAUACCAAGGGAGAACCCCUUGGGAGUGUGGGAAUUUAGAAGUAAAAGCAGUCAGGAAUUGUGCAAACUGGAAGGAGGCUGCAGAGGAUACAUGUUUGCCUUGGAAGUGACUGAAGAACUCGAGACCUGGCCAGAGCAGAAAAAACGUGAUCGGCAAUGGUUAAAUGUAAGAGAUGCAUUUAUUCUCUGCCGGUACGAUUGGAUGUGUCAGGCGCUAGAAGAGUUUGUGAAAGUUAUUAUGGCAGAGGACAUAGAGCUUCAGAAGCAGGAAGAGAAAAUCGAUCUUCCUUUAAUUCAAAUACCAGAUGUGUCAACUAACAUCUCUUCCUUUAGCCCAAGUAUCAGAUGUGUCAACUAACAUCUUUAAAAUACCUUCUACUACAACUACUCUACAUCUUAGUAUGUCUGCUCAACUCAAACACCCGCCACUUGCUGCUAAGGAUAUCACAGCCAUUCACGUUGGUUGUUGACUCUUCUUGUAUGUACCCUUUUGCAGUAGGUUUCUGUAAUGAAUCCAUGGUGUCCAGUAGCUCUAGCUCCUUUUAAUUUGAUCGCCAACAAGCUGUGAAGUGAAGGCUUGGUUUCACACAUCUAGGCCAUCCACUUCAUUCUAGCUCCUUUUUCUUAAUUUCUUUGUGUUGAUGUAAAAUAUGUUGGUACAAUCUCAACUUGAAAUUUCAACUUAAGGUGACAUUUGGCACAUCGA
This is a messenger RNA of Prosopis cineraria, 2033 nucleotides long. Its product is annotated as nudix hydrolase 12, mitochondrial-like. Gene Ontology annotation, molecular function: pyrophosphatase activity. Gene Ontology annotation, cellular component: cytoplasm; nucleus. The coding region runs from base 1212 to 1685 and encodes 157 amino acids. The transcript is spliced from 6 exons. The record is from RefSeq and is a predicted model, not a curated record. NCBI's taxonomy places the organism in Eukaryota, Viridiplantae, Streptophyta, Magnoliopsida, Fabales, Fabaceae.